Molecule: messenger RNA, 947 nt
Organism: Argentina anserina (silverweed cinquefoil)
Lineage: Eukaryota; Viridiplantae; Streptophyta; Magnoliopsida; Rosales; Rosaceae
Exons: 2
Coding region: 24-362 (112 amino acids)
Source: RefSeq, a predicted model, not a curated record
AAAAUCUUUCAAUUGGGCUAAAAAUGGAGGACAAUGACCCGUGGCUAGGCCGAGACAAGCUCUACCACUUCCUCUUCUGCUUCUCUCUCACUCUCCUCUUCUCCACAUUUGCCGCCCGAACCCCUUACCCGUUUCUACGCCGCCACUCCAUUCGGGUCGGCUCACUCUUGUCUCUCUCCGCCGGCGCCGCCAAGGAGUUCGCCGACGAGCUCGGCUUCUUCCACUCCGCCGGCGCCUCCGCCAGAGACGCCGUCGCCAAUCUAUUCGGCGUCCUCGCUGCUUCGCUCCUGCUUUCCCUCGGUCACUACUUGGCCCGAUCCGAUUAUGAAGCGGGUCGGGUCAAGGAGGUUUCCAUGGUCUGAAUGUGGAUUCGGGUCGGGCUUUUAGUGGGUGUGUUGGAGAAGGAAAUAAAUAAUCUGGAGCAUUUUUGGUUUUGGAUGAUCACUGAAAGUAGUAACUUAUUUGGCUUGAUGAAGGUGUUGAGCAGUCAUCUUCUGAAGCUCCUUGUCAAAGGCUUUUCACCUUCUUCCUCUGGCAGCUUGACUGCUGUGUAGGUUCCCGCCCCGCAAAGCGCCCCAAGAAUUGGAGCAGUGAGGUAGAUCCAUAUGGCUUUAAAGUUGUUUGCAGCUAUGGCUGGUCCUAGUGUUCUCACGGGGUUCAUUGAAGCUCCUGUUGUCUCCCUGCACAAUAGCGUGAAGGAAAGGUUUCAGUGAAUAAUCCUUUUUAUAUUGCCUUGUUAACAUUUUCUCUACAACAAUCUUGCAAAUUGAAUUUGUGACUAUUAGACACAAGCAUAGAUAGUUUAUAGUCGUAAUUCAGUCAUACCCAGCUAUGAGUAUGUUAAGCAUGACAGUCGCUCCAACUGCAAUUCCUGCCAGUUCGCCAACCUGCAUGUUACAAGAUUCUUUGUAAUUUCACAUUUAUAAUUUGAAGAGUUCUAUUUACUA